AUGUCGGCCUGGACAGACGACGAGUACAUGAAUGCGCAGGCCGCAGUCUCGCUGCCUGCGCGAGAGUACGUUCCUUACAGAACACCUUCGACCAAGUCAAGGAAGUCGAGGCGUUCAGCACGUUCAAUCACCCCACCGGCAAAGAAGAAGAUUUCGCCGUCGAGAAAUGGAAACGCCUCUAAGCGUUCCUCAAGGGACAUAACAACCGACGAGCAAAUCAGCAUCCUCGAUCCACGACGCUUCACUCCCACUCUGCAUGCCAACUUGGUGUCCGAAAUCUUGUCACUGAGAAGAGACCAAGAAGAAAAGGUCAAGGUUAUUGAGAGCCUCGAAAGUACACUCCAAGCAAGCAGAGAGGAGCAGGAAGCUCUGCAAGACAGUGUCAAUGCAGCAACCAAGGAGACCCGCUCGUUGCAACGACAGCUGUCGCUGCUGGAGGGUGGAACUUCUUCAGCAUUGGGAGAUCUUUCACGAGAAAGAGAUGAGGCUGUCGAUUCAGCGACUGAUACGAAGAAGCGCCUAGAUGCAGCCCUGAAGAAAAUUCGUAUCCAAGAAGAAGAUUCUCAGCGAGUUCAUGAACAGUGGGCUGAAGAAAAAGAGAACUGGGAAGAUGAGAAGCGCAAAUAUGAGCGGCGAAUCCAUGUGGCGGAAAGCCGCCUCAAAAUGGUACUUGAUGAGGUUGCUGCCUAUCAGGCAAAUCACGCAAAUGGAGCUUCUCAACAAGGUCGUGGCCAUGAGAGUGAUGCAGAAGACAGCGGUAGAGAGAAUGACACAGGCAGCGUGAGAACAAUGAGUCUCACAAGCAGCAUUCGUUAUUCCCUGGCCAACGGACCUGGCUUUUCUCUCAAUGGCUACUCUCUGGCAGAUGAGCUCAAAUUCGAUGAUACGGAUGACCAGACGGAUCUUGACGGACGCGAAAGCGUCUUCUCAAGCCCACGACAACAACACCGGCGAACAUUUAGCCGCGAGAGUGUUAUUAGCAAGCUUCACCGAAGGACAAAGAGCAUUGAAAGUGUGAAGCGUCCUGGCAGCGUUGCACGUGGCAGAGUUUUCAUGAACCAAUCAGUCCUAGAGGCUCUCGAAGGCGAAGAUGAAGAGACCGAGGGAGAAGACUCUGCUCCGGCUCGUACUCGCGCUACCUUUAAGCCAUCUUACGCUGACGCUGGAGUUCAGUCUUCUCCUGCUUCUGAAACUUCGUACAACAACGCUGGAGUCCAGUGCUCUCCUGUUUCCGACUAUACAUACAGCACCACUGGAGUCCAGUGCUCUCCUGACUUUGAGCAUAGAUACAGUGAUACAGGCGUCCAGUGUUCCCCUCCGGCUCCGGCUCCCGUUCCGGCUAUCAUUACAGCUCCUAUUUCCACCCCCAAGCCUGUAUACACCGACACUGGAAUUCAAUACUCUCCCACUCCCGAACCCUCAUAUACCGAUGCAGCAAUUCAACACUCCAUUGCUUCCGAGUCUUCGUACACUGACACAGGAGUUCAAGAUGCACCUAACUCUACAACCUCGUACGCUGAUACUGGAGUUCAGUACACAGCUACUUCUGAGCCUACAUACGCUGAUACAGGCGUUCAGCACUCACCUGCUUCUGAGAGCUCUUACGCUGAUACAGGAAUCCAAUUUUCUCCACCACCUUCCCCUACACUGGAAGUGAUGACAUCUCCUGAACUGGAGUCUGUCAUUUCUGAGGUAGUCGAAAAGAAACCGUAUGAAGAGACACCCCCGCGAUCGUCCGAAAUUGAAGCAAAUCAGCGAAAGAAGAGAACGGUUGAGGUUCCUUUAACCCCUCCGAAGACACCAAAUUCAGUGUACGAGCUGCGUGAGGAUUCCCCUGUGGAGACCGAGGCUCCUGCUCCCGUAGUUGCUCCUAUUGCGCUACCUCCAAUCUAUAUCCCGAGCAUCAGCAUUCAACCACCAACUAGCCGGCCUACCUCGCCGCACACUCCGAAGCUACCCCAACAUUUCAAAGACUUUGGAUGCCAAGUCCAUAUCAUUGUUAAAGGCGAUAUGGUUGACUCGAGCUCUCAAACAGAGGCAAUCCAGACAGACAAGAGACUGGCUCUUCUUCCAGCCCAUCUUCAGCCGUCUUCUAUCACUUCCCGUCCUACCUCGCCUCAUCCUUCGGGCAUUGCUAUUCCCGACAAGAGCGCCAAUCCUCUUGCUGGCGGCUUACCUCCUCGAAACCCUCGACGGCUGGAAAGCAGCCGGUAUAGCACCGAGCUUCCGUCUUCCCCCAUCAGCCUCCGAAUGGAUGACCAUGAUUUACACGACUACAACGAUGAUCUUCUCCUAUCGAGCCAACGCGGUCCAAUAAUCCCACCUCGCCGUUUCAGCAGCCUGUUCUCCGGCUUUUAUACCGAUUCGGAUGAGAUUGACGAGUUUGGCGAGCUGGACAUGAGCGAUUCUGAGUAUCGAACCGCCUUGACGGCCCCCAGACCUCCAUCUAACCUGAGCCGAACCAAUAAGCGAAGUUCAGUGGGUACAGUCGCAACUUCACCUGAUCAACAUUCCAAGCGCUCUGGUAGGACAUCUGUAAGAUCAGUAAGGAGCACCGACCUGUAUAGUGUUGGUGAGAAUGAGCCCCAGUCCGGGAGAUCAAGCAGGCUCAACGAAAAGUCACCAGCGCCUGCACCAGGUCCAUCAAGCCGUAACAGCGUCACGCGAAAGGCUACCAUGGCUCAGACAGGCUUGGCUAACUACCCUACCAUUGUUGAGCCCAAGAAUCAAGCACCAUUUCCUAUCCCAGCCCGAGCCAGCUCACGGAAGCCAUCCAUCAGCACCAGUAUCCCAAGCGAUGGACGCAGCACUCCAUCAAGCAUUAGCGGGCAUCGCCGAAGCGGUAGCCGUACUUAUUAUGCAAACAGCGUUCAUGUUCGUCGUGUUCGUUCCGCAAACACUCUGCCACACCAUGAACGUCACCGCAGGACAGGCAGUCGAACACCACCUCUAUCACCUUCCACUGAAGCCCCUGAAAGUCCCGGUCUCCCUCCCCUGCCCCAAAAUGAUAUCACGACGCCGCGCCACCGAGAAGGCAGCACCUAUAAGAGGCAUCGCCAUCAGCUAUCCAACAAUACUGUCAUGACUGCCAAAUCCGAGGCUGUAUCCCAGGCAAGCUCACAAACCCCGGGAGUCGUGGAUGCGAUUGCUCAGACCAUGGUUGGAGAAUGGAUGUUCAAGUAUGUUCGCAGAAGGAAAUCAUUUGGCGUUGGAGACGCAGGCCAUAAAGAUGAGAACAGCAACGAUAGGCACAGGCGAUGGGUCUGGGUAGCACCGUAUGAGCGAGCUAUUCUAUGGAGCAGCAAGCAGCCAUCUUCCGGCAGUGCUCUGUUAGGAAAGACGGGUCGCAAGCUUGCUAUCCAAUCGGUCCUCGAUGUGAAAGAUGACAACCCGGCACCUCGAGGUGCUACAACGCCCAUCUUCAACCGAUCAAUCCUUAUCCUCACGCCACAGCGAGCACUCAAAUUCACAGCGCCUACAGCUGAGAGACAUUAUCUCUGGCUGACGGCAUUGUCAUUCCUGGCCCAUUCUUAUCAAGCCGUGCCCGACGUCCUCCCUGCCCAGCCCCAACAACACCUCUCGGUUAAGCAGCACCCUCUCCCAAACUUUGAACCGCCACGCCCUACGAAGUUGACGAGAGGAGGAAUACGAGAUUCUAUUCGACUGGCCAAGGGCCGAGCAGGUCCGCCAAAGACAGAGCUGGCAAGCAUGCCUAGCAUCCCUGAUGUUCCCACCGUACGGAUGGGCGAUGUUUCCAGGUUUCGAGUGGCAGAGUCCGUGACUGGAGUCGGGCACUCAAGGGAAAUCUCGGUGGAUGCCGCCGAGCCACCUAUGAUACCUCGCUUCAAUGAUCGGACAGGCCACACGCCAAUAAAUCAUGGUCGCAAGCGUAGCAACACAGGAGGUCGUGUGCCCCCGCCGCUAUCUUUCCGAGGCUUCUCAGGGCCGACUCUUGGUGAAAUCAGCCAUCACUCUUCAAACAGUACCGCCGGUGCCAGUAUCGAGACGACUGGUUCUUCUGAACUUUACCAGUCACAAGGAUCUCCUGCCAGCUGGGGUAUAGCCCAAACACCGCUGUCAACGGUAUCAUCUCAGCAAGGCAACUUCUUUGAUGCAAUAGGUACUGUGCGCAUGGAGGCGUUUAUUAGCCCUCAUGCAUACCAGCAGUACAACGAAUAUCAAGAAGAAGGUGAAGAUGAUUACAGAAUGCUUGCGCGAAAGAAGAGUAAAGAAUUUCGCCGACGCAGCAGCCGGAAUCGCCGCCGAGCCCAGCUGUCAAGGAGCACCCGGGGAUCAGACGAAUUCUUCAGCGGAAGCAAGACAGCAGGGGAGGAGGACUUUUUCCGAGACGACCCUUUUAGGGGCUUUUAA
Messenger RNA from Trichoderma breve, 4371 nucleotides. RefSeq lists its product as uncharacterized. The transcript has 4 exons. Gene Ontology annotation, cellular component: cell cortex; mitochondrion. NCBI's taxonomy places the organism in Eukaryota, Fungi, Ascomycota, Sordariomycetes, Hypocreales, Hypocreaceae. Gene Ontology annotation, biological process: microtubule cytoskeleton organization; establishment of mitochondrion localization; maintenance of protein location in cell cortex. Gene Ontology annotation, molecular function: phospholipid binding; tubulin binding. The coding region runs from base 1 to 4371 and encodes 1456 amino acids. The record is from RefSeq and is a predicted model, not a curated record.